AUGUUCAAAUAUUAAGUGAUUCAAUCUAAUGAGUACAAGAAUUUAAGAAAAAAAUCAAUCUAAAUUACUUUACAACUACAAUUUUAUGAAGAAAAAGAGAAUUUGAAUAAAUAUAUUUUACAAAUUGAACAAAUUCUAAUUACAAAACAUUAAUUUAUAAUUAAAUUUUAAUUACAAGUGAUAGAACUUUAAAAUUAAUCAAUAAGAAUAAUUAAUAAAGACGUAGAAUAAUAAGUGUUUGAGUUUAAUUAUUAAUUAAGAAAAAAAAUAAGCUUGCAAUAUUUAGAGAUCUAAGCUUUAUAAAAAUAAAAGAAAUAUAACAAUAAAAAGAUAAUCUAAAAUUUUAGUAAUAAACUUAAAAAACUUCUUGAUUUUUUAAAAUUUAUAUUCUUUCGUUAAAAUUAAGGAUGUCUGAUAAAUAAAAUUUAAAAUUUUAUAUUAUAUUAAAUUUAAUUGAUUCACUUGAAAUUCAAGCAUUUUAUAUUUCAUAAUAUUAUUAUUUUGAAGUUAAUGUGUUUUUGAUAAAUGACAUUAAUUAAGUUGUAAUAAUGAAUAUGAAAUAUUUAUAAAAGAAAAUAAUUCAAAUUUGAAAGUACCCCGGUGCUUAAAUGUUUGGUAUAUUCAAAAGUUGGGAAUAAGUAAUGAAAUUCAAAUAAUUAUUUUAGAGAGUUUUCAUCAAAUAACACUUUAAAAAUGAGAGAAGUUAUAUCUAUUCACGUAGGAUAAGGAGGUAUUUAAGUUGGUAAUGCCUGUUGGGAAUUAUUCUGUCUUGAACAUGGAAUUCAACCAGAUGGUUAAAUGCCAUCAGAUAAGACAAUAGGAGGAGGAGAUGAUGCCUUUAACACCUUUUUCUCAGAAACAGGUGCAGGAAAGCAUGUUCCAAGAGCUGUGUUUUUAGAUUUAGAACCAACAGUUAUAGAUGAAGUAAGAACAGGAACAUAUAGAUAAUUAUUCCAUCCAGAAUAAUUGAUAUCAGGAAAGGAAGAUGCUGCAAAUAACUUUGCUAGAGGUCAUUAUACAAUUGGAAAAGAGAUUGUUGAUUUAUGUUUGGACAGAAUCAGAAAAUUAGCUGAUAAUUGUACAGGUCUUUAAGGAUUUUUGGUAUUCCAUUCAGUAGGAGGAGGAACAGGAUCAGGAUUAGGAUCACUUUUAUUAGAAAGAUUGUCAGUUGAUUAUGGUAAGAAAUCAAAAUUGGGUUUCACAAUUUAUCCAUCACCAUAAGUAUCAACAGCAGUAGUUGAACCAUAUAAUUCUAUUUUAUCAACUCAUUCAUUAUUAGAACACACUGAUGUUUGUGUUAUGUUAGAUAAUGAAGCUAUUUAUGAUAUUUGCAGAAGAAACUUAGAUAUUGAAAGACCAACAUAUACAAAUUUAAAUAGAUUAAUUGCUUAAGUUAUAUCUUCAUUGACAGCAUCAUUAAGAUUUGAUGGUGCUUUGAAUGUUGAUAUUACUGAAUUUUAAACUAAUUUAGUACCAUAUCCAAGAAUUCACUUUAUGCUUUGUUCAUAUGCUCCAAUUAUAUCAGCUGAAAAAGCAUAUCAUGAAUAAUUAUCAGUAGCUGAAAUUACAAACUCAGCCUUUGAACCAGCUAAUAUGAUGGCUAAAUGUGAUCCAAGACACGGUAAAUAUAUGGCUUGUUCUAUGCUUUACAGAGGUGAUGUUGUUCCAAAGGAUGUUAAUGCUGCUAUUGCUACUAUUAAAACAAAGAGAACUAUCUAAUUUGUUGAUUGGUGCCCAACUGGAUUCAAAGUAGGAAUCAAUUAUCAACCACCAACUGUUGUACCAGGAGGUGAUUUAGCUAAAGUUAUGAGAGCUGUUUGUAUGAUAUCUAAUUCAACCGCUAUUGCUGAAGUUUUCUCAAGACUUGAUCAUAAAUUCGAUCUUAUGUAUGCUAAAAGAGCAUUUGUUCAUUGGUAUGUUGGUGAAGGUAUGGAAGAAGGAGAAUUCUCUGAAGCUAGAGAAGAUCUUGCUGCUUUAGAAAAAGAUUAUGAAGAAGUUGGUAUUGAAACUGCUGAAGGAGAAGGUGAAGAAGGAGAAGCAUGAUUAAUCUAUUUACAUAUAUAUAAAUAAUAUUCAAACAUUCC
Molecule: messenger RNA, 2084 nt
Organism: Paramecium sonneborni
Lineage: Eukaryota; Ciliophora; Oligohymenophorea; Peniculida; Parameciidae
Source: the annotation of a GenBank genome assembly